AUGGACAAGGCUAUUAGAGUGUCUGCCGCCAUCAAGACAAUUUCCAUGCAACAAGAAGCACAUAGUGGUGAAAGCAAAACACAGAGCCCACCAUCUCUUGGCCUCUGCCUCCCUGAUAGGAUUCCUCCUCCUCAACCCUCUGCUCCUCAAUCCCCACCUCCGUACCCAGACACAAACUCUCUUUCUCCACCACUCACCGGGUCACAAACAGCCCCGCACUCUGAAUCAAGGCCCAACAUGCUCCCCCUAAGGGAAGUUGCUCAUAGAGUUUUAGGCACCAUCAGGGUCCACGUCCGCUUCCCCAGGUCUGACCUCUCCCAUAUCCAGGGUAAACUAGGCUCCUUUAGCCAGGAUCCUACCACGUUUAUUAGAGAAUUCCAGGCACUUACCAUAGCCUUUGACCUGACCUGGCAAGACAUUCAUGUGGUUCUAACCAUUUGCUAUACCCAUGAAGAGGAAACCAGAUUCUGGGCCUUGGUCCAGGCCUGGGCAGAUGAGGCACAUGCUCGAAACGCUAAUGAAAACAGGGCAGCAGGGACAGAGGUAGUCCCUUGGGUAGACCCAGGAUGGAAGUACCAAGCAAAUGAAAAUGGGCCAGCAGACCAUGGGGGAGGAAAUCAUUCGGUGGUGUCUGAGAUUGUGUUGGUGGGACUCACCAGUUCUUUGGAGAUGCAACUUGUCCUCUUUUUAGUUUUCUCUGUGUUCUAUGUAACAGGUAUUUUAGGAAACCUCCUCAUCAUGCUCACAGUAAUCUCCGACUCCCAUUUACACUUCCCCAUGUACUUUCUGCUAGCCAACCUCUCCUUUAUUGAUAUGUGGGUUUCCUCCAUUUCAGCUCCCAAGAUGAUUUCUGAUCUUUUCAAGGAGAGAAAAGUAAUCUCUUUCCAAGGAUGUAUUGCUCAGAUGUUCUUCGUUCAUGUUAUUGGAGGAACUGAGAUGAUUCUGCUCAUUGCCAUGGCACUUGACCGUUACCUUGCUAUAUCUAGGCCUCUCCAUUACCUGAUCAUCAUGAGCUUCAGAACUUGUAUUUCACUCUUGAUUGCUGCCUGGACCAUUGGAUUCAUCCACUCGCUGAUCCAAGUUUUAUUUGUUGUAAACCUACCGUUCUGUGGCCCCAAUAAAAUGGAUAGCUUUUACUGUGACCUUCCUCGAUUUAUUAGGCUUGCCUGCACAGAUACUUACAGACUGGAGCUCAUGGUCACUGCCAAUAGUGGUUUUAUCUCCCUGGGAACUUUUUUCAUUUUGAUUAUCUCCUAUAUCUUCAUCUUGGUCACUGUGUGGCAACGUUCUUCAAGUGGUUUGUCCAAGGCCCUCUCUACACUAUCAGCUCACAUCACAGUGGUGAUUUUAUUUUUUGGUCCAUGUAUUUUUGUGUAUUCAUGGCCUUUUCCCACAGUGCCAGUAGAUAAAUUCCUUGCUAUUUUUGAUGUAGUUAUUACCCCAUUUCUGAACCCUGCCAUCUACACUUUUAGGAACAAAGAGAUGAAAGUGGCAAUGAGGAGAAUAUUCAGUCAGGUGUUGAGUUUCAGGAAGCUGUUUUAAGUCA
Molecule: messenger RNA, 1546 nt
Organism: Sus scrofa (pig)
Lineage: Eukaryota; Metazoa; Chordata; Mammalia; Artiodactyla; Suidae
Product: olfactory receptor 4F3/4F16/4F29-like
Biological process (GO): G protein-coupled receptor signaling pathway
Cellular component (GO): membrane
Molecular function (GO): G protein-coupled receptor activity; olfactory receptor activity
Source: RefSeq, a predicted model, not a curated record